AUGAAAACUGUGCAAGAGAACCCAAGAAAACCCAAGAGAGCCCAAGAGAGCCCAAGAAAACCCAAGAGAGCCCAAGAGAGCCCAAGAGAGCCCAAGAGAAUCCAAGAGAACCCAAGAGAUCCCAAGAGAGCCCUAGAGAACCCAAGAGAGCCAAGAGAGCCCAAGAGAGCCCAAGAGAGCCCAAGAGAGCCCAAGAGAACCCAAGAGAACCCAAGAGAGCCCAAGAGAGUCCAAGAGAGUCCAAGAGAGCCCAAGAGAGCCCAAGAGAACCCAAGAGAACCAAAGAGAGCCCAAGAGAACCCAAGAGAUCCCCAAGAGAGCCCAAUAGAGCCCAAGAGAGGCCAAGAGAGCCCAAGAGAGCCCAAGCCUCUGCAAGAGAGUCUCGGCUCAGGCAAGAUCGCCCAAGACUUACAAUACACAAUGCAAGAUCUUAACCUCUCUCUCUGUGCAAACGAGAUCACAUCCUCGCCGCCGAUAUCGCGGGCGAGAGAAUCUCUAACGAGAUCGUCGAAGUUUACUAUAUCAGGCUUUCCCACACCAGCCUUCCAAACAACAGGCUUCCAAACACCAGGCUUCCAAACACCAGCCUUUCCCACACCAGCUUUCCAAACACCAGCCUUCCAAAUACCAGCCUUCCAAACACCAGCCUUCCAAAUACCAGCCUUCCAAAUACCAGCUUUCCAAACACCAGCCUUCCAAAUACCAGCUUUCCAAACACCAGCCUUCCAAAUACCAGCCUUCCAAACACCAGGCUUCCAAACACCAGCCUUCCAAACACCAGCCUUCCAAACACCAGGCUUCCAAACACCAGCCUUCCAAACACCAGCCUUCCAAACACCAGGCUUCCAAACACCAGCCUUCCAAACACCAGCCUUCCAAACACCAGGCUUCCAAACACCAGCCUUCCAAACACCAGGCUUCCAAACACCAGCCUUCCUAACACCAGCCUUCCAAACACCAGCCUUCCAAACACCAGCCUUCCAAACACCAGCCUUCCAAACACCAGGCUUCCAAACACCAGGCUUCCAAACACCAGCCUUCCUAACACCAGACUUCCAAACACCAGGCUUCCAAACACCAGCCUUCCUAACACCAGCCUUCCAAACACCAGCCUUCCGUACACCAGCCUUUCCCACACCAGCCUUAGCCACCCCCUGGCACUUACUAGCAGACUUAUACUCCUCUCCACCCAAUGAUGUAUCUGAUACAGAUAUUCAUAAUUUUUGUCAUACGUGCUUCAGGCUCGUAGAUUAA
Messenger RNA from Procambarus clarkii (red swamp crayfish), 1254 nucleotides. The record is from RefSeq and is a predicted model, not a curated record. Lineage: Eukaryota; Metazoa; Arthropoda; Malacostraca; Decapoda; Cambaridae.